GCGGCAGGGGGCGCUGAUGUCACGCGACGAGAAGCGCGUCCAGGCGCUCAACGUGCCAUUCAGCAUCGGCAAGAUCGUUCACCUGCCGAUCGACGAGUUCACGCGGCUGCUGCAGGCGCACCCGGAUCUCACCGACGUGCAGCUGACGGUGAUCCGCGACGUUCGCCGGCGCGGCAAGAACAAGGCGGCGGCGCAGAGCUGCCGCAAGCGCAAGCUCGACAACAUCGUCGACCUGGGCUCGGUCGUCGGCAAGCUACGGUCGACCCGCAACAGCCUGCGCAGGGAGAAGAAGGCGGUGGAGGAGGACCUGCGUGCGUAUGAGCGCCGCUACGAGAGCCUCUACAGCGAGGUGUUCGGCGCUCUGCGCGACGAUGCCGGCCGGCCGUACAGCGCCGACGAGUUCUCGCUGCAGCAGAUGCUGAACGGCAGCAUCGUGCUCGUGCGCAACGACGGCUCGCCGCAUGCAGAGGGCGCCACCGCCGCGGACGCCGCCGACGAGCCGCAGAAGGGCGCGCGCAAGAAGCGCAUGCAGAAGCGUUAGCGGCGGUCUUGCACACAGAGGGAGCCACCGUCGCAAACGCCGCUGUGUGGAUUGGCAGCGAUGGCUCGCGCACAGAGGGAGCCACCGUCGCGGGCGCCG
This is a messenger RNA of Priapulus caudatus, 640 nucleotides long. Its product is annotated as nuclear factor erythroid 2-related factor 2-like. NCBI's taxonomy places the organism in Eukaryota, Metazoa, Priapulida, Priapulimorpha, Priapulimorphida, Priapulidae. The coding region runs from base 17 to 541 and encodes 174 amino acids. Gene Ontology annotation, cellular component: nucleus. The record is from RefSeq and is a predicted model, not a curated record. Gene Ontology annotation, molecular function: RNA polymerase II cis-regulatory region sequence-specific DNA binding; DNA-binding transcription factor activity, RNA polymerase II-specific. The transcript is spliced from 2 exons. Gene Ontology annotation, biological process: regulation of transcription by RNA polymerase II.